AUGGCGGCGCACAGGAACAUAGAAAUAACAAUCAUCUCCGCCAAAGAUCUGAAGAACGUAAGGCCCCUCGUGGGUUGCAUGCGCACACAGGCAAUUGCAUGGAUCAACGACGAGAAGUACUACACGUCCAUAAAUGAAAAAGACGGCGUUAAUCCCAAAUGGAACCGCCGCAUGUACUUCAGCGUGGAAGAGAAGCUUCUAGAACAUUCUGUACUAACAGUGGCUGUAUACAGUAUACGAGGAAUGCUUGGCACAAGGGAUAGAAAGCUUGGAGUGGCACAAAUACCACUUCAGGACUUUGUCUUCAGGCCUCUCAAUAAUGUUUAUUAUGGGUGUUAUGAACUCUGCAAUUUGAGGAGUAAAAGAUUUAGGGGGUUUCUCAAUGUGGGUAUUAAAGUCGGAGACCUGUAUCUCCAAACCCAAAUCCCUGAAAGUAGUAAACAGUUGGUACGUUAUAGUGGGUCUAAGCGUUCUCUGGAUAAAAUCUGUUCCCCAUGCAAGAGGCAUGCAACUCCUCGUCGUAGUUCUGAGGAGUCUGAUGAUCAUGUUCUUUCAACCCCACUGAAAAAAUGUAAGAAGUUUGAAGAUUAUGAUGUUUAUAAUGAUGAUGAGGCCAACGACUCUGGUCGGAAUAAGGUUCAGAUCUAUGUUUUUUGA
Cryptomeria japonica (Japanese cedar) is the source of this 657-nucleotide messenger RNA. RefSeq lists its product as uncharacterized. The transcript has a single exon. Lineage: Eukaryota; Viridiplantae; Streptophyta; Pinopsida; Cupressales; Cupressaceae. Gene Ontology annotation, biological process: defense response. Bases 1 to 657 code for a protein of 218 amino acids. The record is from RefSeq and is a predicted model, not a curated record.